Molecule: messenger RNA, 1464 nt
Organism: Dioscorea cayenensis subsp. rotundata (Guinea yam)
Lineage: Eukaryota; Viridiplantae; Streptophyta; Magnoliopsida; Dioscoreales; Dioscoreaceae
Product: probable sugar phosphate/phosphate translocator At5g05820
Exons: 4
Coding region: 104-1045 (313 amino acids)
Cellular component (GO): Golgi apparatus
Molecular function (GO): antiporter activity
Source: RefSeq, a predicted model, not a curated record
GCCUCCCUCUCAGAUCCCCUUCUCCUCUCCUCCCCCCAAACCCUAACCCUACUUCCUUGAUCCCUCCCCUUCUCCUCCCCCCUUUCCCCUCCAGAUCCCCCUCAUGGGCGGCCCGCCGGCGGCGCCGCAGCUCAGCGGCCGGUUCUUCACCAUCGGGCUCGUCGCCUCCUGGUACUCCUCCAACAUCGGCGUGCUCCUCCUUAACAAGUACUUGCUCAGCAAUUAUGGCUUCAAGUACCCGAUCUUCCUCACCAUGUGCCAUAUGACCGCCUGCUCGUUGUUCAGCUAUGUAGCCAUCGCCUGGCUCCGCGUUGUGCCCAUGCAGACCGUGCGCUCGCGGAUCCAGCUUUUCAAGAUCUCCGCUCUCAGCCUCGUCUUCUGUGGAUCCGUCGUUAGUGGGAAUGUCUCGCUUAGGUACUUGCCCGUCUCGUUUAACCAGGCUGUUGGCGCCACCACGCCCUUUUUCACGGCUGUCUUCGCUUAUCUCAUGACUGUCAAGCGGGAGGCUUGGAUCACGUAUAUUACCCUCAUUCCUGUCGUCACCGGCGUCGUCAUCGCCAGUGGGGGGGAACCGAGUUUUCAUUUGUUUGGGUUUAUUGUGUGUGUUGCUGCUACUGCUGCAAGGGCACUCAAGUCUGUGUUGCAGGGAAUUUUGUUAUCUUCUGAGGGGGAAAAGCUCAAUUCUAUGAAUCUCCUGCUGUACAUGGCUCCAAUAGCAGUGGUUCUCUUACUUCCUGCAACACUGAUUAUGGAGGAAAAUGUUGUUGGUAUCACACUUGCUCUUGCUAGAGAAGACAUCAAAAUUGUUUGGUACCUACUUUUUAAUUCUGCUCUGGCAUAUUUUGUGAAUUUGACCAACUUCUUGGUCACUAAACACACGAGUGCAUUGACUCUCCAGGUUCUGGGGAACGCAAAAGGCGCUGUGGCUGUUGUGGUAUCAAUUCUUAUAUUCAAGAACCCUGUAUCUGUAACUGGAAUGCUUGGUUACAGUAUGACAGUCAUAGGAGUCAUUCUUUACAGUGAAGCGAAGAAACGCAACAAAUGACCAUUCCCUACAUCAAGCUUUCUGCCUUUAAAUUCUCAGGUGCGCUAACUUCGUUGAACUCUGGAGUUGGCAGAGUCCUGCAUACCUGUGCAUUGGUUGUGCACUAUACUUUUGCUGGCGACCUCGAAGCGUUCCUGCCUGUACCAAGACCGACCAAGUAGUGAGUAGGGAGUAAAGGUAAUUUCCAUAAACUACAAUGGCUUUAUUUUUUUCCCCCUCUUAUUAUGGCGAUACUUGCCACGAAUUUUAUCAUGCAAGGAUUAUAUAUGCCUACAAUUCUUUGUUAUAGAGUUGAGCUCGAGUUGAUUUUAGUUCCAAUCCUUGUUGAUUAAUCAAUGUAAGAUAUUUCUCUUUUUCUCUUCUUGUGUAUCAUGGACCUUAUUGUUGCUCUUUUUUUGAAUGUAUUAUUAUUGAUCACC